CUGAACCUGGACAAUACUGUGGUGGAUCUGGAGACUCUACAAGCCCUCUAUGAAAACAGAGCACAACAGGAUGAGAUGGAGAAAAUCGAUAAGCACAUCAAGUCAUCUAAAGACAAGGACAACGCCAAACCACUGGACAAACCUGAGCAGUUCCUGUUCCAGUUACAUCAGAUCCCCAACUUCUCAGGCCGGGUGUUCUGUAUCCUGUUUCAGUCCACCUUCUCUGAAUGGCUCUCCUCUAUCCUGCGCAAACUGGACAUCCUGCAGAGAGUGUGCACGACCUUGCAGAGUGGCCAGUGUGUGAUGCAGGUGCUGGGUCUGGUCCUGGCCUUUGGUAACUUCAUGAAUGGUGGCAACCGAACCAGAGGACAGGCUGACGGCUUUAACCUGGAUAUCCUGCCCAAGCUGAAGGAUGUGAAGAGCAGUGAUAACACACGGAGCCUGUUGUCCUACAUAGUGGCGUACUAUCUGAGGCACUUUGACGAGGACGCCGGCAGGGAGACGUGCCUCUACCCUCUCCCUGAGCCCCAGGAUCUGUUCCAGGCUUCACAGAUGAAGUUUGAGGACUUUCAGAAGGAUCUGACCAGGCUGAAGAAGGACCUUCGAGCGUGCAACACAGAGGUGGAGAAGGUGUGUAAAGUGUCGUCUGAAGAUCACCUACAGCCCUUCAAGGACAAGAUGGAGGAAUUCCUCAGCCAAGCUAAAUCUGACCUGGAGGUCCAGGAGACGCAGCUCAGUGACACUCACAAGUUGUUCCUGGAGUUGACGGUGUUCUACCAGGUGAAGGCUAAGAUGGGAGAGAAGGAGGUUUCCCCCCACACCUUCUUCUCCGUGUGGCACGACUUCUCCUCCGACUUUAAAGACCUGUGGAAGAAGGAGAACAAGAUGAUCCUACAGGAAAGACUGAAGAAGGCAGAGGAGUGCUUCAGACAAGCCAAGGAGAAGGCUACCUACAGUGUCAAACCCAAGCAUGCUUCGGGAAUCAAAGCCAAGCUGGGCAUGAAGAUUUAAGACCGGUGGACGCCUACGUUUACUGUAGAGAGAGACGAGGAACAACCACAUUGGACUGCAUGUACUACUACAGAUGAAUCACUUAGGCUUUAGAACGAGAACCAAAACGACACACUAGUCCCUAUGUAGGGCACUACUUUAGACCAGGGUCCCAUAGGGCUCUAGUCUAAAGUAGUGCACUACAUAGGGAAUAGGGUGUCGUUUGGGAUAUAAGAUACUACUUUUUAUUUUUUGACUCCAAGCAGCUGUCAGUCUGUCCGUCUCGCGGUCCUCCUGCCUGCUCUAUGGGACCGACUAUGCUUCUGUUAUUAGCUCAUCAGACACACAAACAUCAACAUCCAAUCAGAAAGAAGAGGGAAGCACCAUGGGAUCAGAGGUCACAGGAUGUCAUUAUACCAGAACUAUAUUUAUAAGAUGACUUCCACAGGGAAGUAUACUAAAGCAUACCUACUGUUGAGAUACCUGGAGCCAUCUUCUCCACAGUCCUACCCCCUACUGUUGAGAUACCUGGAGCCAUCUUCUCCAGUCCUACCCCCUACUGUUGAGAUACCUGGAGCCAUCUUCUCCACAGUCCUACUUCCUACUGUUGAGAUACCUGGAGCCAUCUUCUCCAGUCCUACCCCUACUGUUGAGAUACCUGGAGCCAUCUUCUCCAGUCAUACAUAUUGUUGAGAUACCUGGAGCCAUCUUCUCCAGUCAUACAUAUUGUUGAGAUACCUGGAGCCAUCUUCUCCAGUCCUACCCCCUACUGUUGAGAUACCUGGAGCCAUCUUCUCCACAGUCCUACCCCCUACUGUUGAGAUACCUGGAGCCAUCUUAUCCAGUCCUACCCCCUAUUGUUGAGAUACCUGGAGCCAUCUUAUCCAGUCAUACAUAUUGUUGAGAUACCUGGAGCCAUCUUCUCCACAGUCCUACCCCCUACUGUUGAGAUACCUGGAGCCAUCUUAUCCAGUCCUACCCCCUACUGUUGAGAUACCUGGAGCCAUCUUAUCCAGUCCUACCCCCUACUGUUGAGAUACCUGGAGCCAUCUUCUCCACAGUCCUACUUCCUACUGUUGAGAUACCUGGAGCCAUCUUAUCCAGUCCUACCCCCUACUGUUGAGAUACCUGGAGCCAUCUUCUCCACAGUCCUACUUCCUACUGUUGAGAUACCUGGAGCCAUCUUCUCCAGUCAUACCCCCUACUGUUGAGAUACCUGGAGCCAUCUUCUCCAGUCAUACCCCCUACUGUUGAGAUACCUGGAGCCAUCUUCUCCAGUCAUACCCCCUACUGUUGAGAUACCUGGAGCCAUCUUCUCCAGUCAUACCCCCUACUGUUGAGAUACCUGGAGCCAUCUUCUCCAGUCAUACCCCCUACUGUUGAGAUACCUGGAGCCAUCUUCUCCAGUCAUACCCCCUACUGUUGAGAUACCUGGAGCCAUCUUCUCCAGUCAUACCCCCUACUGUUGAGAUACCUGGAGCCAUCUUCUCCAGUCCUACCCCCUACUGUUGAGAUACCUGGAGCCAUCUUCUCCAGUCAUACCCCCUACUGUUGAGAUACCUGGAGCCAUCUUCUCCAGUCAUACAUAUUGUUGAGAUACCUGAAGCCAUCUUCUCCAGUCAUACAUAUUGUUGAGAUACCUGG
Oncorhynchus nerka (sockeye salmon) is the source of this 2634-nucleotide messenger RNA. Its product is annotated as formin-2-like. The record is from RefSeq and is a predicted model, not a curated record. The coding region runs from base 76 to 1011 and encodes 311 amino acids. Gene Ontology annotation, cellular component: endoplasmic reticulum membrane; cytoplasm; actin filament. Lineage: Eukaryota; Metazoa; Chordata; Actinopteri; Salmoniformes; Salmonidae. The transcript has 11 exons. Gene Ontology annotation, molecular function: microtubule binding. Gene Ontology annotation, biological process: intracellular transport; actin nucleation.